Symbiodinium sp. CCMP2456 is the source of this 188-nucleotide messenger RNA. The record is from the annotation of a GenBank genome assembly. Lineage: Eukaryota; Dinophyceae; Suessiales; Symbiodiniaceae.
CCGGCACGAACAGCGCCUUCAAGGCCUGCGAGUCCAAGCUCCUCUACCAGGCCGAGGCAUGGACCAGCAAGCCAUCGCUGCGGAGCGACGUCUCGUGCACGGUCAAAGCCGUCUGCGGCUAUGACUACGAUUGGCUGGAGCCCAACCAGUGCCUGAUCACCGACGGGACAGACUUUGUCCAGGGCAGC